Aedes aegypti (yellow fever mosquito) is the source of this 1866-nucleotide messenger RNA. It is a transcript of the gene RIOK2, whose product is annotated as serine/threonine-protein kinase rio2. The record is from RefSeq and is a predicted model, not a curated record. Gene Ontology annotation, cellular component: cytosol; preribosome, small subunit precursor; nucleus. Gene Ontology annotation, molecular function: ATP binding; protein serine/threonine kinase activity. Bases 168 to 1814 code for a protein of 548 amino acids. Gene Ontology annotation, biological process: maturation of SSU-rRNA; protein phosphorylation. NCBI's taxonomy places the organism in Eukaryota, Metazoa, Arthropoda, Insecta, Diptera, Culicidae. The transcript has 4 exons.
AUCAAAACAAAUCGUCCUCGCACGCGGUUCGUUCGUGUCGUCAGUGCAGUGCUCGAAGGCUCGCAAAUUUCCUCGUAGUGAAUUUAAAAUUUCUCCUUUCUGUUUCAAAUUUUCCGGUGAAAACCCGUUGAUUCUUCCAAUAUCAAGACAAUCGGAUAUUCCGCAAGAUGGGAAAGCUCAAUGUUACCGUUUUACGGUACCUGAACAAGGAGGAUUUCCGUAUUCUCACCGCCAUUGAAAUGGGCAUGAAGAACCACGAACUGGUCCCAGGGGCGCUGGUGGCAGCCAUUGCCAGUCUUAAAGCCGGAGGUGUCCACAAAUUGCUGCGAGAGCUGUGCAAACACAAGUUGCUUUCGUACGAACGCGGAAAGAGAUAUGAUGGAUACCGUUUGACCAACACCGGAUACGACUAUCUGGCGCUGAAGUCUCUCACGCUCAGGGGAUCGGUUUCCGGUUUCGGCAAUCAGAUCGGCGUCGGAAAGGAGUCCAACAUCUACACGGUGGUCAACGAGGAGGGAACACCGCUCUGUCUGAAGCUGCACCGAUUGGGACGGGUUUGCUUCCGCAAUGUGAAGGAGAAGCGUGAUUAUCACGGAAAACGCCACAAGAUGAGCUGGCUGUAUUUGUCGCGUAUUUCGGCGACGAGGGAGUUUGCCUACAUGAAGGCGCUGUAUGAUCGAGGAUUUCCCGUUCCGGAGCCGAUCGAUUUCAAUCGGCAUUGUGUGAUCAUGGAACUGGUUGAUGGAUAUCCGCUGACGAACAUUUGCGAGGUAGGCAACGUGGAAGCGCUGUAUGACGAUCUGAUGAACUUGAUCGUGCGGUUGGGCAACUGUGGAGUGAUCCAUGGCGAUUUCAACGAGUUCAACAUCAUGAUCAAGGACGAUCAGACUCCGGUGCUGAUCGAUUUCCCGCAGAUGGUUUCGACUUCGCAUCCCAACGCUGAGAUGUAUUUCGAUCGGGACGUUCAGGGGGUGAGGGAUCUGUUCCGGAAGAAGUUUGGAUACGAAAGUGAAGAGUAUCCGAAAUUUUCUGAUUUGGAACGAGAGGAUGAACUGGAUAAGGAGGUGUUGUGUUCCGGAUAUGGAUUCACCAAGGAGAUGGAGGAGGACAUUCUGAAGGAGUAUCAUCAGGAAGGGGGUUCGGAGGAUGAUGAAGAAGAUAAUAGCGACGAUGAAUAUCAGGAUAGCGUGACGGGCGAUUUAGAUGAGAAUGAAAUUGAGGAAUGCAGGAGGAAGCUGGAAGUGGAAAUCAAGUUCUCAGAGGAGAAAGCAGCACAACCAUCCAAGCAAGAGGAUAAGAACUCCAGCAUCCUGAAAUAUAUCGCAUCCAUGUCGGCUGAAGAAAUGGAAAAGCCAUUCGACGAAGGCGAGGAAGAGAUUUUCAAUGAUGCCCUGCAAGAUGCAUCCACAUCGGCGUCUGUUCCAUUCCUAGAGCCUAUUAUUUCACACCAAGAGUUGAGUCACUCCAAUCAAGUGGACAAAGACGAUGAUGAUGGGGCUUCGAUCAGUUCAAACGAACUGAUCACCAACGAGGAGGAUGAUAAACUGGCCGAACUGGAUCCCAACUCGCGAGAGUAUCGUAUGGUUAUGGUCCGGAAGCUGCUGGAUGAUGCCCGAAGUGCACGCUCCUACUCGACCACGGCCAGUACGAUUGCGCCCUCGGUGGUGACGGAUCGCGUCAAGGGAGGCAUCCGGCAGCAGGAGAAGAAAGACCAGAAGAAGCGAGCCGUUCCCAAGGGAGAGGCCAGUGCUGUCCGGCGAAUGCGAAAGGAUAACAAUAGUAUCGUCAAAGAGUACCGAGGGUGGGAUUUCUAGUGAGGUAAGUAUAGGCCUAGUUUGUUAUACAUUAAUAUAUUUGUAAUCAUGA